Molecule: messenger RNA, 2333 nt
Organism: Arabidopsis arenosa
Lineage: Eukaryota; Viridiplantae; Streptophyta; Magnoliopsida; Brassicales; Brassicaceae
Source: the annotation of a GenBank genome assembly
AGCUCAAAGCUCUCUUCAGGUUUUUUUUAUGAACCAAAGAAAAAACAAAACUUUACCGGAGAUGACGACGGAGCAAGCUUUGUUGUCUAUGGAAGCGUUGCCUCUAGUUAGAGUCAUCCCUGAGAUCGAUGUUUGCAAGUGGGAACCAUGGGACUUACCUGGGCUAUCGGUGAUAAAGACGGAUGAUCAAGAAUGGUUCUUUUUUUGUCCUCGUGAUCGGAAAGCUCCUAGAGGAGAGCGUACUAAUUGGAUUAUGCAUGAGUAUCGUGCUACUGAUAAGGAACUAGAUGGUACUGGACCUGGUCAGAAUCCGUAUGUUUUGUGUCGCUUGUUCCACAAGCCUAGUGAUAGUUGUGAUCCUGCAAAUUGUGAGGACAUAGAGAAUGUUAAUUCUACUCCGACCACCAUUAGAUGCUCUCCUGAUGACACAUCUUCUGAAAUGGUCCAAGAAACAGCUGCAUCUGCUGUACAUGCUCUAGAUAGAUCAGAUGACACUGAAAGGUGUUUAAGCGACAAGGGUAAUGAUGUGAAACCUGAUGUUUCAGUUAUUAACAAAACUUCUGUCAAUCAUGCUGAAACUUCUCGCGCCAAAGACCGUGUUUUGGGCAAAAGCUUAGUAGAGGAAAAUCACCUUCUAAGGGACAUUCCAACUCUUUAUGGACCCAUCUUAAGUGAGAAAUCAUAUUAUCCAGGGCAGUCAAGCAUCGGUUUUGCUACGUCACACAUAGAUUCGAUGUAUUCUAGCGAUUUUGGAAACUGUGAUUAUGGGCUACAUUUUCAGGAUGGUGCCUCUGAACAAGAUGCAUCUUUGACAGAUGUCUUGGAUGAGGUAUUCCAUAACCAUAAUGAAUCCUCUAGUGAAAGGAAAGACUUUGCGAUUCCAAAUAUGAUGCAUUGGCCUGGAAAUACAAGACUGUUGUCUACUGAGUACCCAUUUCUCAAAGAUUCCGUUGCUUUUAUUGACGGCGGUGCUGAUGUUUCCGGCCCACAGCACUUUUUUCCUGACAUUUUAGCUUCUAGAUGGGUCAGUGAACACAACCUUGAUAGCAAGGAGGUAGUAGAGAUUCAAUCUUCAUCAGGGUCCUCUCGGACCGUGACGCCACUUCAUAACAACGUGUUUGGGCAAUAUGCUUCAUCGUCUUAUGCAACUAUUGAUCCAUUCAACUAUAAUGUCAACCAGCCCGAACAAUCAUCCGAGCAAAACCAUGUUGACCGCAACAUUAGUCCCAGUAACAUAUCUGGGUUCAAUGCUAGGUCUCAAGAGAAUCAGACAAAUCUUGACUCUGUUGUGGACCAAGGCACUGCUCCUAGACGAAUUCGGCUGCAAAUCGAACAACCAUUGACGCCAGUUAUCAACAAGAAAGAAAGAGAUGCAGACAACUAUGAAGAAGAAGAAGAAGAAGAAGAAGAAGAAGAAGAAGAAGAAGUACAAUCUGCCAUGUCCAAGGUCAUAGAGGAAGAAUCGGCCAAUUUAAGUACUCAGGGGACUGCUCAGAGGAGAAUCCGCCUGCAGACGAGAUUGAGGAAGCCUCUCAUAACCAUAAACAACAGAAAAAGAGACUUAAACUGCAGAGAAGAUGAAGCAGGCCAUAACAAGGAAAAUGAAGGUGUACCAUCAUCAUCAUCAUGGCAAAAACAGAAGAAGCUAAUGAAGAAGAGCUUGGUGCAGUAUAGUAGUAUGGUGAUAAUAGUGGCGGUGAUAGUUGUUUUAGUCGAUGAACACAGGCUACUUGGUCUCCCGCUGGACUCAACAGUAGCUCAAGCAAGAGCAGGAGAUGGCUGGACUUUUAGAGGAGCUUGCUCCAAUAACGCUAAGACUCUCCUAUGUCACCUAUCAUCUGUUCAAAUCUCUGAUGUUAGUGACAGAUUCUUGUGGGCAAGAAACUCAGGGCCGCCUCAAGACCAGUUUAACUUCUCUGAUACUUGGAAGCAGAUAAGGACUCCAAAACCAGAGGUCUCGUGGCAUAAGCAGGUUUGGUUUUCAGGGUCAGUCCCUAAACACUCUUUCACUAUGUGGCUUGGUUGCUUGGACAGAUUAGCAACUCUAUCUAGGCUGCGAUCUUGGGGGGUUGUUGAAGAGGAUACGUGUUUUCUUUGCGAAAUCUACAGCGAGUCAAGAGACCACCUAUUCCUUCGCUGCCCAUACAGAUAUGACAUUUGGAGAUGGGCUUUCAGACAGCUUCACCAACCUUUCAUGGGUUUCAGCACCUGGCCAAGACUCUUAAAUUGGCUCAAUUCCCCUACUCAAGAAGCUUCAAUGGAGCCGCUACGAUUCUUAGUAGCCCAGUCAGUCAUUUACUCAAUCUAGCGUGAAAGAAACGCACGUAUUUUCA